UUUCCAAUUUGUAUCGGAAGGCUCGAAAAAAAUAUAUUCAAACCCUUUGCUCUGAGAGCGAAUUCGAGGAAGAAGGGAGAGAAAUCAUGAGUGCAGAUUGGGGACCGGUCUUCGUCGCGGUAGGCUUGUUCAUCCUAUUGUCACCGGGGUUGUUGUUCCAGCUGCCGUCGAGGACUCGAGUGAUAGAGUUCGGAAACAUGUGCACAAGCGGGAUAGCCAUCCUAAUUCAUGCCAUAAUAUACUUCUGCAUAAUCACCGUCUUGAUCAUUACAAUUGGCGUUCACGGAUUCCAAUUGGUGUUCAUCCUCUUUUUAUUUACCUUUCCGAAUUGUUUUUCUUAGAAUUCUACCUUGUGUCUAGUAACUAUU
Molecule: messenger RNA, 368 nt
Organism: Hibiscus syriacus
Lineage: Eukaryota; Viridiplantae; Streptophyta; Magnoliopsida; Malvales; Malvaceae
Exons: 1
Coding region: 87-341 (84 amino acids)
Source: RefSeq, a predicted model, not a curated record